AUGCGCAUUGAUAGAGAAGGGGUACCGGUACCUCACCAAUUAAAUGUUUGCUCAACCCAAAAUACAGCCCUGGUCUUUGGUUAUUCAUCGAUAGCUACCGAUGUUCCAAAUUCUGAAGAUAUCAAUGAUAGAAGACAUGUCGAUCAGUUUAGAGAGAAACGAAGGGUUUUGGAGAGCCGGUGGGAAUUGGAGAGGCGGGAAGUGGCGGAAGUGGGAGACACGGCGAAGGACUACCACGACCCACCACCGGUGUCAUUCAUAGAACCCAAGGAGCUGACCAAGUGGUCAUUGUACAGAGCUGUGAUUACCGAGUUCAUUGCCACCCUUCUCUUCCUUUACGUUACUAUCUUAACAGUUAUCAGUUACACGGGUCAGAUUGAAAAGGGCGCUGAUCCCUGCGGCGGCGGCGGUAUCCUCGGUAUUGCUUCGGCCUUCAGUUCCAUGAUCUUCGUUCUGAGAAAUUAA
Molecule: messenger RNA, 465 nt
Organism: Lactuca virosa
Lineage: Eukaryota; Viridiplantae; Streptophyta; Magnoliopsida; Asterales; Asteraceae
Source: the annotation of a GenBank genome assembly